AUUCACAUAGUUUAAAACAUUCAUAUGUAAACAUGCGAAUAUUACGUCAGUUGGAUAAUUUUGUUUCUUUACUUCCUUGAUCGAUGAAUAAGGUUUUUUGUAUACGUAGGAUAUACGUUAUGACAUUUUAAAACUUAAACACAUUUUACUGUUGUAAUAUAGAUUCUACAGUAAUAAAUAUGGAUACUAUACGACUCAAAUUAGUUCUUGUUCUUCUUUUGGGACUUAUAACAACAAUAAGCGCUGACACUGUACAACAAAUAUACAUCAAAGACAACAAGGUACCUAUGAAAGGAGGUGAUAUACAGAUUGUAUGUGAGGUAUCACAGUUUACCAAUGAGGUUGUUAGGGUCUAUAAGACAGAUUCCAUGCCUCAAGACAUUACCAAUGCUACAUCAAUAACAGGAUGUAUUCCAUCACAGUGUUUAGGAGGAAUUAUACCAAGACAUACAUUCAGUCCUAGCAGCAGUGGUAUCACUAUUAAUGUCACCAAUCUAAAUAGAUCAAAGGACCAGAAAUAUUGGACAUGUGCAAUCAACAACCAGAGACAAAACUUGUACCUUACUGUUCACACAUCCUUUCAGUAUAUCUAUGGUUUUAAACAAACUUGUUUUUUUUAUAGAAUUAAACAACAUGUUUAUUGUCUUUUAAGAUACUACAUAAUUAAUUUUUUCAUUCCAGCAAUUACUCCAUCACUACAGUAUGAUAAUCCGCCAAGCCAGAAUCAAGACUUAGUUCAAACUUCAGUUACUUUUAGCUGUAGUACAGGAUGUGCAUAUCCUGCACCAAACUUUGUAUGGUAUUAUAAUAAGACUGGUGGAUCACGUCAAGAAUGGUCAACAACAUCACCUUUGACAGAUAGAACUAGUGGUUGCACUGACUAUGAGAAAAUAUAUACAUCUACAUUAACUCUACCAAGAAACACACAGUUUAUUGACAAUACAGAUACUACUGUAAAGUUUCAGUGUGGUGCUAUAUCAAUAACUGGUGAUCAGCGUUUUACUCCUGCAUCUGUAGAUGUCAGAUUUGCAGUACGUGUUUCAACAGUGACAUUGAAAGAUGGUAAUUCAGUUCCAUCAAAUCUAUUAGAAGUAAACAGUGGGGAACCUCAUACAUUGACAUGUACAUCUAGUGUCAGCAGACCAACAGCAACUAUCAUCUGGUAUUUUGGAGGCCAGAAAAGCAAAACUGAAAUAACAAGGACAUCUUCCUUUAUAUUCACUCCAGAAUAUUCUGAUAAUCAGAAACAAGUUUACUGUAAAGCAUUUAAUAUACAGUCAGAAAGCCAAGCUGUGUCUUCAAACAUUGUGUCACUUUAUGUAAAAGUGAAGGUAGCUAAUGUUACACUAAAGGAUGGCAACACAAUAUCAUCAGGAACACUAGAAGUAACGAAUGAUGUAAAUAAAACAUUGACAUGUACAGCAAGUGAAAGCAGACCUACGGCCACAAUUAUCUGGUAUAUAGGAGACGAUAAGAAGAAAUCAGAAACUGUCAAACUGUCUACAUUUACAUUUACACCAGUUAUCUCCGACCAUAACAAACAAGUUUAUUGUAAAGCUUCACAGUCAGGAAAUCCAGAUGUUUUUUCAAACAGAAUAACUCUUUAUGUUAAAGUUUUAGCUAUGACUCCUACAAUCACAGAUCUGACAACAGAAAAGUUAGAAGGAGAUCAAAUAAAAUAUCAGUGCACUUCAUCUCAAACACGGCCUAUCGCUAUAGUUACAUGGAAGCUGGGAAAUCAAAUACUGACUGAUGUGCAAAAUAGAGAACAAAGUCAUGAUAAUGAUCUUAAAUCUGUUACAAGUAUUGUAACAUUUACUGCCAACAGAACUGAUAACAACAAAACAAUUUAUUGUGAAACUGCAAUACCUGAACAAAGUUUAGUGAAGGCUCAAGAAAAGAUGACUGUAUAUUGGCCUCCAUCACAGCCUCGAAUUAUGAAUGCUAGUUUUCCAUUCCUAGAAGGACAAACAGGAAAGAGAAUUUAUUGUUCCUCAUCUGAUUAUGGUAAUCCUACAGCUACAGCAACAUGGACCACACAAUAUGGAACACCUGAUAGUGCUGAUACAAGGAAACUAAGUUUACCUAAACUAACAUAUCAAGUUGAUAGAAGUCCAGUAAAUUGUCAGUUGAAGAAUUUAUUUACACAGAGGAAAGGUCUUCAGAUCCAGUCCAUACAAGCUCUAUUACAAGUAGAAUAUUCUCCGAGAAUUCAGAUACUGGUGGAUGGGAAGCAAGUCAAUACAAUAACAAAUGAUGAGGGUCAAUUUUUGUCUGCAACAUGCUAUGCAACUGGUAACCCUAACCCAGUUGUAAACUGGGCAGUAGGACAACAGUCUAGAGGUCCUACUUUGUCAUUUGAUGAUACAGAUAGAACAGAUCAUGGGGAAUACACAUGUAAAGCUACAGCAACAUCAACGCAUUAUCCAAGUCAUAACUUUAUUACAGAAGAAGAAUUAAAUGUCAUUGUUAACUAUGCUCCAGAUAUCACUGUAUCUGUAAGUAGCCGGAAUCCAACUGAGAACAACAUCUUAACAGUUAAAUGUGAACCUAAAGGAAGGCCUGCAUAUUAUCAUAUCUCGUCAAUUGUACAUAAAUGGGGAGAUGUGGUUAUAUCUAAAGUACAAAAUCCAACCAAUGGUGUCAUAGAAGUACAAAAUGCUCAACUUCAAGAUAGUGGUACAUAUAUUUGUGUUGCAAAUAAUGGCAUUCGUGACAGGAACCAGAAGCUUGAUCAAAGUGGAAACAACACUGUUAAAGUUAAAGUUUCACCAAAGUUGCUUUUAAAAAUUGGCGACAGAAUAUUUGCUGGAGCACCUAUGAGCACAGUAAAUAUUACAGCACCAUUUUACAGUGACCCACCUCCUCAAACUUUGCGAUUUAAAUUCCAAAAUGGAACUCUGAUAACAAACUCUAGCAAACAUACAGUGUCAUUCUUUAAAGGAAACGUCAAGGACACGUUUUAUGGAAAAGAAGUGGAGCUAGACGGGUACUUUGCUCAGCUUCAGAUAAAGAAUGAGGAAGAAUCAGAUUUUAUUAACUACAUCUUGGUCAUUGAUAAUGGGAUUGGAUCUUAUAAGUCAUGGAUUUUGAAACAUGUCUCCCAAAGUAAGCCGUCAAUUCCUAAAUAUUUCAAUUUCACCGGCCUCAAAGAUGGAAUACCAACGUUUCGUUUAGUCGGCAAUUUCAACGGAGGACUUCUCCAAACAUUUAUUAUAGAAACAACUGAAGUUGGAAAGGACAACUGGGUUGAGAGACUUAAAUUUAAUGAAACUGAUACAGCAUUUCUUCAGGCAAAGAAACUUACCUUUACUUUCAACAUAAGCGGAUUGCAUCCUAAUGUAUAUGAUGCUAGAGUACGCACUGGGAAUGAUAUUGGCUGGAUAAAUGAAGCAGAUGCACUUGCUAUCCAGUUUACAAUAACAGGGAAAGAGGCAGAAUGUGAUUCAAGCUGCGUUAGUACUACUAACAUUCAAGCCAUAGUCGUAGGAAUUGUUCUUGGAUUCAUUAACCUGAUACUACUGACGUAUGCGGGUUACGUUACACUGUUACUAAAACGGAAAGGCGGAAAAAUACAGGAAAAUGCAUCAUGCAGGACAGUUACCAAUGUUCCAGUUUACACAAAUAUAGUGUACUCAACAAAUGAAAGUGAUGAACAACAGCAAACAGAUCUUGAUGAUUCAGGAGAUUGUCAAUACACAUCACUGAAGAAUAGGUUACAAGAUGAUAAGCAAACGUAUGAUGUAUUAGGCGUAGUGUCUUAGACAAGUCUUGGUUUUGACAGAACUAUAUACAAUUAUAUUUUUUGAAAAUAGUGCUUAACUCUAUAGUGUAAAGAGUUGUACCUUGUUUAUAAUUGACGUACUUUUUAACGCUCAAUUAUUUACUUAUAAGUCACGUCUAAAAAAGAUGAAAUUAAGUUGUUAUUAAAGAAGAGAUAAGAUAUACUACUGAAUAAAAUAUAACCAGCUA
This is a messenger RNA of Ruditapes philippinarum (Manila clam), 3972 nucleotides long. Its product is annotated as hemicentin-1-like. The record is from RefSeq and is a predicted model, not a curated record. The transcript is spliced from 15 exons. The coding region runs from base 180 to 3764 and encodes 1194 amino acids. Gene Ontology annotation, cellular component: cell-cell junction. Lineage: Eukaryota; Metazoa; Mollusca; Bivalvia; Venerida; Veneridae. Gene Ontology annotation, biological process: cell-cell adhesion. Gene Ontology annotation, molecular function: cell adhesion molecule binding.